Zingiber officinale is the source of this 2361-nucleotide messenger RNA. RefSeq names its product U-box domain-containing protein 51-like. The coding region runs from base 1 to 2280 and encodes 759 amino acids. Lineage: Eukaryota; Viridiplantae; Streptophyta; Magnoliopsida; Zingiberales; Zingiberaceae. Gene Ontology annotation, molecular function: protein kinase activity; ATP binding. The record is from RefSeq and is a predicted model, not a curated record. The transcript is spliced from 12 exons. Gene Ontology annotation, biological process: protein phosphorylation.
AUGGCUCAUGCUCACGGGCAGGCAAGCAUCGAGAAGCUGCUGCUCGUAGCCGAUACCAAGGAGGCGGCUGGUCAUGGGUUAAGUGGGCGACAACAGGGAAGGUCAGAGAAAGUUGGUUGUAGGGUGGCCAUCCGUGUCUUCCUUAUGGCUAAAGCAAACCCAAGUGGCAAUGGCCCGAGAAGAGCUUUUCGUAUCUAUAAUUGCUCUUCCGAUGACGAGCACGAAUCUUCCGGAGACGAGCAUGAAGAACAGGAUUCAUUGCAAAUCGCUGCAUCUCCAUUGCUAGCCAUAGCCGUCGACAGAGACAAAAAUAGCCAAAGUGCCUUCAAAUGGGCUUUGGAUAAUAUCAUCACCGCGAAAGACAACCUCACACUCGUCCAUGUCAAUACCAAGAGUUCAUCAUUAGAUAAUGCCAAUUAUGUCGCCCGUAUCACAAGGGAGAUAAUUAGUCCUUUUCGAUGUUUCUGCACGCGCAAAAAUGUACAGUGCAAGGAUGUCAUAAUCGAAGGCAUUGAUGUUGCCCGAGCAAUAAUAGAAUUUGUUUCGAAUGCAAGAGUCGAGAAGCUAGUGGUCGGUGCAUCAAGAAGCGGAUUUCUUAGAUCAUUAAGAAGCACAGACCUUAGUACCUCAAUCUACAAAGGGGUGCCUGAAUUCUGCACCGUCUAUGUCAUCGCAAAGGGGAAAGUAUCCUUCGUGAGAAACGCCACUAGGUUGCUGCCGGCCAUCUCUCCUUUCAGGGCUCAAGUCCAAGGCCAACCAAUCGUCCAACCUAAUCCAAUACAGAUCCAAAGUAAUAAGAACGAUAUAAAAGUUCCAUCACUGAAGAAGAUAUUGCAUUUUCCAGUUACAAGUGAGGCUGCAGUCAGUCCACGGAAUCAACAAAAACAGAAUGAUUCGAUCAAGACACCUUUCAACAGAGGAGGAAAGCGUGCUCCAACAACAAAAUCUCAAGAAGAGAUUAUCAUGGCAGAGAGUGAUGGGUCUUCUGUAAGUAGUAAAUCAAUGGGUGGAUCUUCUUUUCUGUCUCAAGAAAGCUCAUCACCUUCGACAAUUGAUCAAGUGGAAGAGGAGUUAAGAAUGCUGAAGUUCGAACUUAAGCAGACCAAGGACAAGUAUAACACUGCUCGCAAAGACGCACUUACUGCAACACGAAAGGCAAUGGUGCUCCAGCAUUGGAAGAGAGACGAAGAGAGACAGUUAGAAAAGGCUCGGCUGGCUGCAGAAUCUGCUAUUACAUCAGCCGACAGCAAAACAAGUGAAGCAUCGGAACAUUCAUUUGCUCUGCCACAUAGAGAUGUCAGGUAUAGAAGGUACGCGAUAGAGGAGAUAGAAGAAGCCACUGAAAAUUUUGCAGAAAGUAGGAAGAUUGGGGAAGGUGGUUACGGCCCUGUUUACAGAUGCUUCUUGGAUCAUACACCUGUUGCUAUUAAGGUUUUGCGUCCAGAUUGUUCACAAGGAAUGUCUCAGUUUCAUCAAGAGCUUGACAUAUUGUGCUGCAUUCGGCACCCAAACAUGGUUCUACUGGUCGGUGCUUGCCCAGAAUACGGCUGCCUCGUAUACGAAUACAUGGCCAAUGGAAGCUUGGAGGACCGCUUACUCAGGCGAGGGAACACACCGGCCAUUCCGUGGCAGCACCGGUUCCGGAUCGCCGCAGAAAUAGGCACCGGCCUCCUCUUUCUGCAUCAAACCAAGCCGGAGCCGCUGGUGCACAGAGACCUCAAGCCCGGAAACAUCCUCCUUGACAGGAGCUUCGUGAGCAAGAUCAGCGACGUCGGGCUUGCCCGCUUGGUCCCUCCCUCCGUGGCCAACAGCGUCACUCAGUACCGCAUGACGGCCACGGCAGGAACCUUCUGUUACAUCGACCCAGAGUACCAGCAGAGCGGCAUGCUCGGCACCAAGUCCGACGUCUACUCGAUCGGGAUCAUUCUGCUUCAGCUGGUCACGGGGAAAGCUCCCAUGGGGUUGACGCACUGCGUGGAGAGCGCCAUCGAGAAGGGGACGUUCGAGCAAGUGCUUGAUCCGUCGGUGCCCGAUUGGCCGGUGGAGGAGGCUCUUAGCUUGGCCAAGUUAGCGCUCAGGUGCUCUGAACUCAGGAGGAAGGAGAGGCCGGACCUUGGAAAAGUGAUACUGCCAGAGCUGAAUAGACUCAGAGAGUUUGCAGAGGGCAGCAUCCAGCAGGACUCCAUUUUCGGGGCCUCGGCGUCGUCCGCUUAUAGCCAUUUUUCUGAGAGAGAUGCGUUGAGUGGACCUGCAACAGAGCAAUCUGUUUCUGAAAGCUGAUCAAGAUGUUGAAGUGGAUUGGCGUCGACGCUUGGAAGAAGAUGAGCAAUUUCCAUGAUGAAGGAAACAAAUCCAGAGAAA